UACACAUACAGACACUUUUCACGCACACAUUUGUAAAUGCGUUACAGGAUUCUGAAGCAUUGCUGCAUGCUUGUCCUCAACAUUAUAUAUGGAAAAAAAUUAAAUUCAAACGUAUAAAAGACUGGCGCAACAGGCAAAUGCAUGUCAUUUCGUUUUCAACGCUACUCUGCAUAACAGUUCGUCACUGCGCGUCGCAACGAGCUGAAAAUGCAUAAAUAUUGGAGUACGUUUGCACUUGUCGCCUUCGUUACAAUUGCAACACCCUCGCUGAGUCAAUUACUGGAGUCACAACCAAUCGACAGCAGUCCCACAACAGCACCGCUCGGCUGUCACCAGCGGCUUUACACCUACCGCAUCACACAGGCUGACGCACAGGGACGUGAGUGUUGGGAUUAUGUGAGCGUACGUUCGUGUUGGGGUCGUUGUGACUCCAGUGAGAUUUCCGAUUGGAAAUUCCCAUUCAAACGUUCUUUUCAUCCCGUUUGUGUACACGCUACGCGCCAACCAGCUGUAGCGGUAUUGCGAAAUUGCCAUCCGGAGGCCGGUGAGGAAGCGCGUCGCUAUGAGUACAUGGAGGCUGGCAGUUGUCACUGUCAUACAUGCUCCACUUUGGAUACUAGUUGCGAAGCGCCUGUGAACAACAUAGUCGAUGAGGAUACCGAUAUGAAGGUGUUGGCUUUAACUGGCUCGGAUUCAGAUGUUUUGGAUUAUUGAUAUUGGGAUAAUUAAUGCCGUGUCUAAUUAAGUUAAAUUUCAAAUUACUAUCAGUUGUUAUCUGUAAUCAAUUAAGGACAACGAGAGGACAUUAACAACAAAUACAAAAUACACACACUUUACUGGAUGCAACAAUAAUCAUUUCGGAUGUCUUAAUUAUGCAAAUAAAUUUUACGUAUGUA
This is a messenger RNA of Zeugodacus cucurbitae (melon fly), 896 nucleotides long. RefSeq names its product thyrostimulin beta-5 subunit (gene Gpb5). Gene Ontology annotation, biological process: G protein-coupled receptor signaling pathway. Gene Ontology annotation, cellular component: cytoplasm; extracellular region. Gene Ontology annotation, molecular function: hormone activity. Bases 208 to 714 code for a protein of 168 amino acids. The record is from RefSeq and is a predicted model, not a curated record. Lineage: Eukaryota; Metazoa; Arthropoda; Insecta; Diptera; Tephritidae. The transcript has 3 exons.